Durotheca rogersii is the source of this 1719-nucleotide messenger RNA. RefSeq names its product glutamate 5-kinase. Gene Ontology annotation, cellular component: cytosol; cytoplasm. Gene Ontology annotation, molecular function: RNA binding; glutamate 5-kinase activity; ATP binding. Lineage: Eukaryota; Fungi; Ascomycota; Sordariomycetes; Xylariales; Xylariaceae. The record is from RefSeq and is a predicted model, not a curated record. Bases 104 to 1486 code for a protein of 460 amino acids. The transcript is spliced from 5 exons.
CAUUUCUUAGCAAUCCCUUCCUUGUUCAGUCAGGGGACUCAGCAAUACGGACACCCGCAACCAUCCCUGGAGCGAUGGGCACGCCCUGUGUGUAAACCACGCCAUGACAGAUUCGGGGCGUGCGACGCCCUACAUGAAGAGCCCCAAGCCUCUCGUUGUCGUCAUUAAGUUAGGAACCAGUUCCAUAGUCGAUGAGAAAACCCAUGAGCCACUCUUGUCAAUCUUGUCGCUGAUCGUCGAGACGGCCGUCAAGCUGCGCAAGGAUGGACACAAGGUCAUUAUUGUGUCGUCCGGCGCCAUUGGCGUCGGCCUGAGGCGUAUGGAUGUCGAGAAGAGACCCAAGCACUUGUCUAAGCUGCAAGCUCUGGCGGCAAUCGGCCAGUGCCGCUUGAUGAGUCUUUGGGAUAGCCUCUUUGGACAUCUCCGCCAGCCUAUCUCACAAAUUCUUCUGACGAGAACUGAUAUCGCGGAUCGGACGAGAUACCUAAACGCCCAAAACACCAUCAUGGAGCUCCUGGAGAUGGGUGUCAUACCUAUUGUGAAUGAGAACGACACCCUGGCUGUUGCCGAGAUCAAGUUUGGCGACAAUGACACGCUUUCGGCCAUCACUGCAGCCAUGGUGCACGCCAACUUCCUGUUUCUCAUGACAGACGUGGACUGCUUGUACGACAAGAACCCGCGAACGAAUCCCGACGCUCAACCCAUCGAAGAAGUCGAGGAUAUUAGCACGAUCCGCGCAGAUGUGUCUAGCGCCGGGUCGGCUCUGGGGACUGGUGGCAUGAGCACUAAGAUUGUCGCUGCUCGGCUGGCAACGUCAGCAGGUGUCACCACUAUCAUCACCCGGUCCUCGUCGCCCGGUAACAUCAUCAAAAUUGUCCGGUACCUUCAAGCUCUCAAGUUGUAUGGCUCGUUACAACACACCCCUGUGACGGGAGACGAGGUGGAGGAUCCGCUAUCGCGAUCGACGGCGUCGCUAGCCCUCGAUGCACUGGAGAAGCCGCCGCUGCAUACCCGAUUCCUUCCGCUCCCGCAACCCAUCCGAGAUCGGUACUUCUGGAUCCUUCACGGUCUCGCACCUCACGGUACGAUUUACAUCGACGUCGGCGCCCACCACGCGCUCUCGGACAAGGCCGGACUCCUUCCAGUCGGUGUGCUCGACGUGGAGGGGAACUUCGCCCAGCAAGAAGCCGUGCGCCUCGUUGUCGUCGAGAGGCUAUCGGAGCCUGGCCCGGACGGAAAGGUCUGGGGCGGUACGCCGGUCGAGGUGGGGCGCGCGUUGGUCAACUAUUCAGCACCCGAGAUCAUUCGGAUCAAGGGGCACCGGAGCACCCAGAUCGGAUCGCUCCUAGGCUACGCCGAUAGCGAAUACGUGGCCGACCGCGAGAAUAUUAGCUUACUGCGUAGAGAAAGCCGGCCUGUCACACCUGUGCACGGUACAGCAGAUGAGGACCGAGGGGCCGCCGGCCAUUCAGCAGAUGAGCGAUGAGAACUAGACCACGAAGCUAACACGGCUUUGAGAAAAGACGAACGGGGCUGAGAACACACGGUUACGGGAUUUCGGUAUAAGUGAAGGGAAAAUAAGUUUGAUGGCCCCUGACUUUCAAAAGGGGUAAGAGAUUCCGUAAUUGGCGGGAGAGUGCGCCGUCUCGUAGGAGAAAAGACUUCAUGUUGUGUAGAUAAAAUAUCCAUUUAUAGAUCACACCAAACGCCUCCCAAAAU